Dothidotthia symphoricarpi CBS 119687 is the source of this 1617-nucleotide messenger RNA. Its product is annotated as protein serine/threonine phosphatase 2C. The coding region runs from base 1 to 1617 and encodes 538 amino acids. The transcript has 4 exons. Gene Ontology annotation, molecular function: protein serine/threonine phosphatase activity. NCBI's taxonomy places the organism in Eukaryota, Fungi, Ascomycota, Dothideomycetes, Pleosporales, Dothidotthiaceae. The record is from RefSeq and is a predicted model, not a curated record. Gene Ontology annotation, biological process: protein dephosphorylation.
AUGCACUUCCGCGCAAUCACCGCGGUAAUAGCCGGCGCUGUCGCCUCGGGUGUCUUUUACGCUUACAACGGCAACCAGCCCGCCGCCAAUGUCACCUCGCCCGUCGACCAGGCCCGGAGCAUCUCGACGGCUGCGAACAGCGAGCCCACCAGGAAGGCCCUCGUCGUCGGCUCGGGCGAGCUGUACACGGGCACCAUCACCGGCUCGGGCCCCAUCUCCAAGGACACGGACGAGAGUGGCCGCAAGGUGCUGGAGAUGCUGAACCCGGAGCAGGCCACGGCCAAGCUGCGCAAGAACGAGGAGUCGUGGCUGGUCGGACGCGGCCAGGGUGUUGUGCGCUACGACGUGGUCCAGAUUCCAAGCAACGACCCAAUAGAAGACGACCACGCCGAGAAGAUUAUCGAGGUUCCGUCCAACCUCGCCGCUACCGACAAUGGCGCUGCGGCGAGUGACUGGAUGUUCUGGGGCGUUUUCGACGGACACAGCGGUUGGGUCACGUCAGCCAAGCUCCGCCAGACUCUCAUUUCUUAUGUCGCACGUGAGCUCAACUCAACCUACAAGUCUGCUGUCGAGGACCCUGCGCUGCACUUCCCCUCCCCAGAAGCCAUUGACAAGGCCAUCAAGACUGGCUUUGUGCGUCUCGACAACGAGAUCGUCUACGAGUCCGUCAAAAAGGUGAAAAAGGCACAGUCCAAGAUUGCCGCUGCCGAGCUGCUCGCCCCUGCCCUUUCUGGCUCAUGUGCUCUACUUUCAUUCUACGACAGUCGAUCAAAGCUGCUCCGUGUUGCGUGCACAGGAGAUUCUCGUGCUGUGCUUGGCCGACGAGGUUCCAAUGGCAAGUGGACAGCCACACCGCUUUCAGAAGACCAGACAGGAGGUACCACAAGCGAGGCAGAACGGCUACGCAAAGAACAUCCCGGCGAGCCCAAUGUCGUCAGGAACGGACGCAUCCUCGGUGGUCUGGAGCCUUCUCGUGCUUUUGGUGACGCCUCGUACAAGUGGUCUCUCGAAACCGCCGAGGAGUUGAAGAGAUCUUACUUUGCUCGUACGCCCUCUGCACUGCUCAAAACUCCUCCUUACGUGACCGCCGAGCCCAUCAUCACCACGACCAAAGUCGAGCCCGAGAAGGGCGACUUCGUAGUCAUGGCUACGGACGGCUUGUGGGAGAUGCUGACUAAUGAGGAAGUCGUCGGCCUUGUUGGCCAAUGGCUCGAUGCUCAGGGCAGUCCAAGCGGUCAGAACUCGCAGACUCAGUCUUGGCUGAAAAGCUGGUGGUCGACGCAGAAGCAGCUACCAGUCGAGCAAAAUGGAGCUGGAGGUGGAGAAGGCCAGCGAGCGCCGAUACGCCAGCGACAGUGGGGUACCAAGACCAGCAUGAAUGAGAGGUUUGUAGUCGAGGACAAGAACGCAGCGACACACCUUGUGCGGAACGCACUCGGUGGCAAGGAUCAAGAUCAACUCAGCGCGUUACUUACACUACCAAGUCCCUUUUCCCGACGAUACAGGGACGAUCUGACUGUGGAAGUCAUCUUCUUCGGUGAUGGAGCUUCUAAUGGCAAUGUCACGUUGAACCAAGAAGCUAGUGCCGUUGUAUCAGAGGUCAAGUCGAAAUUGUAG